AGAGCGGUCGGCCGUGUAGUCUUGCUAUACUGCAGAACCCGAACCCGAGCAAAGCCAUGGCGGCGGGUCGUUCAGGGCUUCCCCGGUUGAAGCAAUGCCUGAUCAGGAGGAAAGGCCAACAGGAACAGCACGGGGUGGCCGCCUCCACCCUCCAGGAGCUGCAGACUAAAGCCUGCAAUCUGCUAGCGAUUGACUCGGCCUCACGGCCUGUAACUUUGGUACUGGCUGGAGACGGCACCAUAGUAAAUGACGACGAUUAUUUUUUGUGCCUGCCCCCAAACACCAAAUUUGUGGUGAUGGCUAAGGAUGAGAAGUGGACCAGCAGCAGCACAGGUGGGGGCACAGCCUGGCUAGAGGAAGAGAUCGCUAACACAGAUGAAAUGGACAGCGUUGGAGAAAAAUGGAAGCUCUUGGCCAGGCAGCUCAAGAACGACCUUUCUGCCAUCGUGCUGAUGUCUGAAGAAGACCUCCAGGCGCUCAUUGACGUACCGUGCUUAGAUCUGGCUCGAGAACUUUCAGAGAAUCAAGCCCAAACCCAAAGGUUACAGGAUACCCUUCAGGAGACGCUGGACAGGCGGGAAGAGGAGCGUCAAUCCCGUCAGCUUCUGGAACUCUACCUGCGGGCAAUAAAAAAAGAGCAUCAAGUUGUAUCCACGACAGAAGAAGCAGAGGAAAAAUCCACGGAAGGAGCCGACACUGUGGACAUUGGGAGCAGCGGACCAUGUUCAGCAGAAAGCACUCUGCUCAGUACCCAUGUUUUGACUGUGCUGAAAGAAAAGUCUGCUCCAGAACUCAGCCUGGCCAGUCAAGAUUUAGAGCUGGUUUGCAAAGAAGACUCUGAAGCCCUUUCUCGGGCGCUAAGCUGGGAUAAAUGCAAGACUGAAGCCUUAAAGGAGGCGUGUGGGCAGGAGCUUUCAAGACGGCUGCAACAAUUUCACGCUCUAAAUUCAUUGAGGAGCAUCUCCAAAGGCAAGAAAAAGCUGCCAGGGGUUGGGGAACGGACGAGUUCUAAACGCAGGAAGUAAGAGCCCUGGAAGUGGACGUUUUGAGGCAGUUAAUCACCCUCUGGGUUUCCUGAAUGGUAAUGCCGUGUUCUUUCAAACCAGCCAAGCACAUUUGGACAAAAUAUAAAAGCAAAAGGCAUUGGGCAACUCUGCCGUAUCUCACCUCACCAAACUGUUUAUUUAUACAUAGUGCUGGUCCAAGAAAAGAAAUAUUUUCCUUUUUAACCCCUGAAGAUUAUGGUGUGUGUUGAAAUACAAAGACAGCAAUGCUCUUUUGAAUAAGGCCCUUUCUUUGAUACUCAGAGGUGGAACUACGAAGCUGCCAAGAUGCAGAAUUUUACCUAUCCAGCAAAGGGCCUCUCCUGCUUUUAAAUGAUUAACUUUACAGGGAUUAUUAAAAAAAAAAAUGUCUGGAACAUGUGGAUUUUGAAUAUGUGCAGCUGAUAAUGGAUGCAGCACCAUGGGAUAAUCUCCAAUCUUAGCAGAAAAUGUUAAUGAUUGUAUUUUUUAAAAAUUAGUUAUAUUUUAGUAUUAAAGGCUUUGUAUGAUUGGC
Molecule: messenger RNA, 1557 nt
Organism: Python bivittatus (Burmese python)
Lineage: Eukaryota; Metazoa; Chordata; Lepidosauria; Squamata; Pythonidae
Source: RefSeq, a predicted model, not a curated record